AUAAACUCACUUUACAGGAACUCUUCAACCUGAUGGCAGCAAACACUCCGAUCUCUGAGCAGGACUUGCUUUGUCCUCAGUGCUCUGAGAUUUAUUGUGUUCCCGUUCUUUUAAAAUGCGGCCACAACAUUUGCAGAGUUUGUUUACACAAAUUCUGGGAAUGGAAAGGAUGUCGAGAAUGUCCUGUGUGUGGCUCCGUGUCUGUCCCCGGGAGGCCACCUAUCAAUUUGGCACUAAAGAUAGCUGCAGAUGAGUAUCAAGUGCGAAGGACCAGCAGGGAUGGAGAAGUUUGCUUUCUUCACAACGAGAAGCUGAAGGUUUUUUGCAAAAAUGACGAGGAGCCCAUCUGUCUUGUCUGCCAGGUAUCAAAGCAGCAUAAAGUGCAUGAGUGCUGCCCAGUGGAGGAGGCAGCUCACCAGAAAAAGACAGAAAUUUCAGCCAUGCUAGAAUCCUUGAGGAAAAAACUCAGACUACUGAACAAGACUAAGGAGCAGUGGGAGGAAACAAAAAAAUACAUUCAGACCCAAGUGUUUCAAAAUGAGACAGCCAUUAAGGCGGAGUUUGAGAAGCUCCACCAGUUCCUCUGGGAGGAGGAAAAAACUCGAUUGAAGGUGCUCAAACAGGAGGAGGAAACAAAGAUCCAGGUGAUGUGCAAGAAGCUGGAAGACAUCGACGGUCAGAUUAAAACUCUUUCCUCCACCAUCAGUGACACCGAGGCAGCACUGACAGUGGAGGAUUUACCUUUUUUAAAGGACUACAGGCAGACAAAGAAACGGGCCAAAUCCAACAUUCGAGAGCCAGAAUGUGUCAGAGCUAUUCUGAUCAAUUCUGCACAGCAUCUGGGACAACUUAAGUUUGGAAUUUGGAAGAAGAUGGCCAACAUUGUCAAAUAUGUUCCAAUCACUCUGGAUCCAAACACGGCCCAGUCCAACUUAGCGUUCUCUGAAGAGCUGAGCUGUGUGCAGUACAGCAGUAAGCAGCUGCUUCCCGACAACCCUGAACGCUGCACCAGCCGUGUGUGUGUGCUGGGAGCCGCUGGUUUUAUAUCUGGAAAGCACAGCUGGACCGUAGACGUGGGCCAAGGCAAAGACUGGUACAUCGGAGUGGCCCAAGAGUCCAUCAAAAGGAAGAGCACCAUCUUCCUCAACCCCGCUGAGGGUUUCUGGGUAAUUGGCCUGUGCAAUGGAGACUCAUUCUGGGCUCAGACGUCUUCUCGCACCAGGCUGACGAUGAAGCAGAAGCCCGAGAGGAUUACUGUGGAGGUGGACUGUGACAAAUCAAAGGUAGUUUUCAUCAACGCUGCUGAUUUGACAGUGAUUCACACAUUCAAAGACAAAUUUACAGAGAGGAUUUUUCCGUAUUUCUCCCCUGGACUGUGUACGGACAGAAAAAUGUCGAGUCCACUGACCAUCUGUCCAAUGACGAUCAAAGUGGAUGUAGAAUAGCUUCACACACAGCAGACACGUCUCUCCUGAGGUUUUCUGUUAGGAGUGUGUGCUAUCGGUAGUGACAAAAAUGACAAAGAAGUUGAGCUGUGAAUUAUUAUCAAGAACGUGAUUUGAUGAACAAAUGUAUACCAUAUGCAUCCAGAAUCAUUACAUUUGAUCAAAUGACACUAGAAAUAUUUUCAGUUUCAACUGUUUUAUCUUUUCAGAAUGGAAACAUUAGUUUUGUUAAAUCAUAGAGUUCAUUUGGUGACAUUAACUGUCCUUCUCCUUGGCUUUUUGUUUCCUUUGUGAUGCCAUGUCUUUUAGUUUAGAGUCCAGUUUUCUUUGCAGAUAGGCUUUUUUAUUGGGGUCCAUGGAUUUGUCUUUCUUCCCACUACCGGCAUAAAGAACGCCCUCUUUGCUUAUCCUCAUUCGGGCAUGAGAUUUGGCUUUAUCUCCACAGCCGUGAACCUGAAAAAGUGUUUAGAACAUGACAAUCGGAUUUUUGGGGAAAACACAGAACAGUUAAAUACAAAGAUUUUUAAAAUACUCUCCAGGUGUGGUCUGUAUAUUUUUAGCAGCAAAUGUGUUAUUAUUUCAGGUAAAUCACACCUACAUGGCCUAAAAAAACACAGACACACCAAACCAAAUGCUGCGUGGCUGAGGUCGGCCUCUCACCUCUGGUAUGUGAUGACUGAGACAGUACUGUCUGUUGCAGAACAGGCAAAGCUGUCCCAGUGUCAGCACAGAUGCUUUACAUUUGACAAAGCUACAAACGCUGUCAGCCUUCACGACAGCGCUGAUCAGCGUGUCAAAGUCAUCAUCUGGAGCAGCGGCAGCAGCGAUGUCGCAGGCGCCAGCCUUGGUUCGGUUCUUUCCUGGGAGGGAAAAAUGCAGAAUUGAACAGAUGCAUACAGCAUGCAUAAGAAAACACUUUAAGAUGUUUCUCUUAGAAGUUUGCAAACCUUUGGCUUUCUUUGAUGACUGGCUGUGAGCUGGAGGAUUGUGGUUCUGCUGCUUUUUUUGUUGAGCAUUUUCUUCCCUUUUCUGCUGCUCCCUCUUCAUUCUCUCCAAAUGUAAACUCUUCAGGUCUAAUGCAGGUGGACAUGACGGAUCACUUUGGGGAUCUGGGACCGUUUCCUCUUCCUGAGCUUCUUCUUGGUGCGUCGGUUCCUCAGCUGGUGUUGACUCCAGAGGCCUGGAGACAGUGAUAGACCGGUCGCUCCCCUCUCCUUUGCUCUCAUGAACGAGGCCCAGCUCCUCAGCAAUCUGAUGGACCAGCAGCCGGUCAUGAGAGUUAAAUGAAGACGGAAACUGUAGCUCCCUCUGAUUCAGGCCCUUCAUAAAGCUCUCCACCUGCUGUCUGAUCUCAGCAUAUCUGCUCUCAUUCUGCUCUUGUUCUAUCUUUGAUGAUGUGUAGGACUUUGUGUGCUUCUCUGAACCAGCAAUAUUUUCCUUAUUGCUGCCACCGGUGGGUUUCUUCUGUCCCUGCUUUACCUUACUGGAAGGCUGAUCUCUGACCUUCUGUUUGGUAGAUGAGGAAGUGCUGGCAGACGCUGUCUUUGUGUCUUUGUGGUCGCGGGUGUAGUUCUGUGGAACGAUAUCUUGAAUAUACUCGAAUGCUGUUCUGACCUCGCCAAACUUAGUCAUGUGGUCGAUCAGGGAUUUCAGGAAAGCGUGAUUCUGGACAGUCUGUGUGUCACAAACAACAGCAAUGUGGCGUCUUGCACGUGUAACAGCGACAUUUAUCCUCCUGUCCUCUGCCAGAAACCCAACUUCACCUGACAUAAAGGAAUUAAAAAACAUGUUUGUAAGUGAACGGAUCAAUGAUCCAUGUUCAAUUGGACAGAAUCAACAAGUCUUCACAUUCAGAAAUUACCUUUUCUGUUGGACCGAACUAAUGACAGAACAACAGCUUCCUUCUCUCUGCCCUGAAAACCAUCCACUGACUUUAUCUCCAGCUCUGGGUGCCUCGCGGAAAGUUUCUGACGUAGAAGAUCAACCUUAACAGAGAUUAAAAAAAUAAAUAAAAACAAGCAUUAAAUGACAACAUACAAUGAUUUUAAGACAGCACAGUUUGAUCCUUUGGAUAUUUGGGUGUUCCUAUUUAUCAAGGUGCUCGUUUGAAAUGUAUUUAUACCUUAUAGAAAGCUUUACAAUAACAGUUUAAAUAUAUUGUAAAACCCAGCUGCUCAAAACUAGAACUGUUUUGACCAUUUUGACAACUGAUUGUAAAAAUGUCAAACAUUCCUCAAUUCCAGUUCCUAAUUUUUGAGGAUUUUGUGAUAUUUUCAGUCAUAUUUGAUAGUAAAUUCCAUAUUUUCUAUGUUUUGGACUGCUGGGUAGAACAAAACAGACAAUCUGUUUUGAGCUUCAAGAAAUUGUUAUGGACAUUUUUUGAUGUUAUCCCUGGCAUUUAAUAGACAAAUAAAUUCAGUGAUCAUGAAAAUGAGUAUCAUUGUAGCCUCAAAUAUGUGCCUUACUUGUAGAUUGUACGGAGCAAUAACAGCAAUGUCUUUAGCUUUGACCCCAGCUUCAGUCAGUGCUUUUAUGUGCAGUUCAACGAUGUCGACCUCACCUGAGGAAACAGUAAACAAACUGUUAAAUCUCAUACCACACAAACAGUAAAAGAAAUCUGCUUUUAUACAAUAAAAAAUGUUUUUAACCUUGA
Messenger RNA from Amphiprion ocellaris (clown anemonefish), 4098 nucleotides. Its product is annotated as zinc-binding protein A33-like. The transcript is spliced from 6 exons. The coding region runs from base 33 to 1445 and encodes 470 amino acids. The record is from RefSeq and is a predicted model, not a curated record. Gene Ontology annotation, molecular function: protein binding; zinc ion binding. Lineage: Eukaryota; Metazoa; Chordata; Actinopteri; Pomacentridae.